AUGCUCUGCUGUCAGCUCCAGUGCGCCUCGUCACCUCGACUAUUGCAGACUACUUCUGACAACUCUUGUGGGGAAAAAGUUAAGUUUACUGACACAUUUGGACAUAUGAAGGAGCGUUUUGCUACUGAUUUCUUAGUGCAGCAGGAUUAAACAGGUAGCACCAUGCAUCUGCUGAGUGGUGUAACAGCGUGUCUCAGUGUGUUUUGGGAUGUCAGACUGCUCUCCCUCCCCUGGCUGUGCAGCCUGUUGGCAGGGCUGGGGCUGUGCUUUGUCUGGAGGGGCUCCUGGAAGUUCAUAUAUAUAGCUAUAUGCACCAUCAAAAGAGACCUAAUGUGUCUGGUUGUGAUACUGCGAGUAAGGUUUUCCAUGUACCGUAAUCUGCGAAAUAGAAGCACCAUCCCUGCCCUUUUUGCACGGAUGGUUACACAGCACCCAGACAAACCUGCUUUGAUCUAUGAGGCUACAGGAGAGGUUUGGAGUUUCAGGGACCUGCAGGAGCGGUGCCAUGCUGUGGCUCACUGGGCCCUGGCUCAGGGGUGGGCCGAGGGAGACGUGGUAGCCCUGUACAUGGAGAGCCAGCCUUCAGUGGUGGCUCUAUGGUUGGGUCUGGCUAUGGUCGGCGUAGAGGCCGCUCUCAUAAACCACAACCUCCGACUGCACUCGCUGCUGCACUGUGUUGGCGUGUCUGGUGCUCGGGCAAUGGUAUUCGGGACAGAGAUGAGAGAAGCGGUGUUGGAGGUACGGGGGUCUCUGCAGCCCCACAUGGUUUUGUUCAGCAGUGGUGAGCAGGUCGAUGAAGAGGAGCUGUGCGGCGCUCAGAGCCUGGAUGCCCUGCUGGAGGGUUUUCCCAAACACCCGCCCCGCUACACACUCAGGAAGGACUUCAACGACAAACUUUUUUACAUCUACACUUCUGGUACAACAGGAAUGCCUAAGGCUGCUGUGGUGGUGCACAGUCGGUAUUUUCGCAUCGCUGCCUUUGGUUUUCACUCAUUUGGCUUACGUGAUGAUGAUGUCAUCUACAACUGCCUUCCCCUGUAUCACUCUGCAGGUACCAUCAUGGGUGUCGGCCAGUGUUUGCUUUUUGGUUUGACUGUUGUAGUCAGAAGAAAGUUCUCAGCCAGUCGCUUCUGGGAGGACUGUGUCAAACACAACUGCACUGUAAUUCAAUACAUAGGCGAGAUUUGUCGUUACCUGUUGGCCCAACCGGUCCGUUCAUCAGAGGCACAUCACCGGGUGCGUGUUGCCAUCGGUAAUGGCCUCCGUCCUACUGUGUGGGAGGAGUUUGUCAAGAGAUUCAGAAUCAGGCGAGUUGGGGAAUUUUACGGCGCCACAGAGUGCAACUGCAGCCUCCUGAACAUAGAUGGACAGGUGGGGGCGUGCGGCUUCAACAGUCGCAUCCUCCCGAGCUUUUACCCCAUCAGGCUGGUCAGGAUGCAGGAGGUGAGCGGAGAGCUGCUCAGGGAUUCACAAGGACUCUGUAUUCCAUGUCUGCCUGGUGAGCUGGGCAUGUUAGUAGGACGGAUCACCGACACUGAUCCUCUCCGGAGGUUUGACGGCUAUGUGGAUGAGGAGUCCACCAAUAAGAAAAUAGCUCACAAUGUCUUCAAGAUGGGGGAUUCUGCUUAUGUCUCAGGUGACAUGCUGGUGAUGGAUGAAUACGGCUACAUAUAUUUCAGGGACCGCAGCGGCGACACAUUUCGUUGGCGAGGGGAGAACGUUUCCACCACAGAGGUGGAGGGGGUCCUCAGCCGCCUGCUGGGACACACUGCUGUAGCCAUCUAUGGAGCGGCUGUACCAGGAGUGGAGGGGAAGGCGGGUAUGGCAGCAAUAGCACACACAGGAGGCCAGUUUGACCUUGAUGCAUUCUUCAUCGCUGUACAGAAAGCCCUGCCGCCCUACGCACGGCCCGUCUUCCUGCGACUUAUGCCAUCUGUUGACACUACAGGUACCUUUAAAAUCCAGAAAACACGGCUGCAGAAGGAAGGUUACGAGCCACAAGACGAGAGUGAGAAGAUGUAUUUUCUGAACAGUCGGGCUGGGUGCUACGAGGCUGUUACUGAGGAACUAUAUAAAUCCAUCAUGGAGGGGACGGCGUGUCUAUGAGACAGAAGAGGCUGUUAAAGAAGAUAAUGUUCAUAUUUUAAAGUGUAAAUAGAGAGAAGGAAAACAUAGGGACCUAUUUACAGACACAAACACGUCUGUAAAUAUCUAUGGUAAAUAAUAAAGUAAAUAUCUGAUUGUGAUGCUUUUUAUUUUCUGCAAUUAAAUAAAAACACAUAUUU
Gymnodraco acuticeps is the source of this 2285-nucleotide messenger RNA. RefSeq names its product long-chain fatty acid transport protein 1-like. Gene Ontology annotation, molecular function: long-chain fatty acid transmembrane transporter activity; long-chain fatty acid-CoA ligase activity; fatty acid transmembrane transporter activity. The coding region runs from base 163 to 2106 and encodes 647 amino acids. The transcript has 14 exons. Gene Ontology annotation, biological process: positive regulation of protein serine/threonine kinase activity; negative regulation of phospholipid biosynthetic process; phosphatidylinositol biosynthetic process. Gene Ontology annotation, cellular component: mitochondrial inner membrane; plasma membrane. Lineage: Eukaryota; Metazoa; Chordata; Actinopteri; Perciformes; Bathydraconidae. The record is from RefSeq and is a predicted model, not a curated record.